Molecule: messenger RNA, 1281 nt
Organism: Selaginella moellendorffii
Lineage: Eukaryota; Viridiplantae; Streptophyta; Lycopodiopsida; Selaginellales; Selaginellaceae
Product: NAD-dependent protein deacylase SRT2
Exons: 12
Coding region: 1-1107 (368 amino acids)
Molecular function (GO): NAD-dependent protein lysine deacetylase activity; NAD+ binding
Source: RefSeq, a predicted model, not a curated record
AUGGAUAGUUCAGACUGCAAUUUUGCAUCCAUCCUGCUUCAAGAUGGGCGCUGCCCUAGGGAUGCAACGCUUUUGGGCGAUGGCGCCGGCAACAAGGUUCCAAUUGCCAAGACAAGGCUUUGGCUUCCAUUCAAAUCCAGAUGCUUGUCUACCCGAAUCGAGGUGGUGAGAUUUAAAACUCCAGGCGAUAGAAAUCUCAUCCCACACUCUGCUCCUCCCACUUCCCGGGACUAUGAACUCCUUUCCAACUUCUUACAAAACAGCAAGAAGCUGGCCGUGAUAACUGGCGCCGGUGUGAGCACCGAGUCUGGAAUUCCAGACUAUAGAGGUCCACAAGGAGCUUAUAGCACAGGUUUCAAGCCAAUAACUCACCAGGAAUUUCUUAAGUCCGCUUAUAGCAGGAGACGGUACUGGGCUCGCAGCUACAUUGGCUGGAGACGAUUUUCUCAAACUCAACCAGGUCCAAGUCACAUUGCUCUCGCAAAGCUCGAGGGAGACGACGCACGAACCACGGGGAUGAUCACGCAAAACGUUGACAGAUUGCAUCACAAAGCCGGGAGCAAUCCCAUCGAGCUGCACGGAACAACGCACCAAGUCGUGUGCCUGAGCUGCGGCAAUUUAAGUCCCAGACAAACUUUCCAGGACCGCUUGAAACUUCUCAACUUGGAGUGGGCAGCGGCCGUGGAGAUUGUGGAAAGCGGUGGAGCCGUCGGGUCGGAUGCGAGCUUUGGAAUGCAGCAGCGACCGGAUGGCGACAUAGAAAUCGACGACAGCGUCUUCUCCAGAGAUGAUUUCCAGAUCCCGGCAUGCCAGGCCUGUGGUGGAAACUUGAAGCCUCACGUGGUUUUCUUCGGAGAUAACGUUCCUUUAGAUCGAGCUCGAGCUGCUGCAAGCAUGGUUCAAGAGUCGGAUGCUUUACUCAUCGUUGGCUCGUCUGUAAUGGUUUUAUCGGCCUUUCGUCUUGUGAGUGCCGCUCAUAAGCAAGGCUCUCCCAUCGCCAUAAUCAACGUCGGAAAAACUAGAGCCGACGAGAUUGCUUCCUUCAAGAUCGAGAGCACCGCUGGUGAUGUUUUGUCCGGGUUUUUAUCGACGCAAGGCAAAAUGUAAGAUCAAAACUAAUUGUGCCAAGAUGUUCUAUACCAAGUAUGAGACUUAAAUUGUCAUGAAUCAAUGAAAGAGAAAAAAUGAUGCGAAGUGUAGAAAUACAAGAGAAGAAAAAGGAAGCGGACUACCCAAGAUUCUCCGCAUAAUCUUCCAUGCCUUAAAGGCAUCUUCUCGGAA